Messenger RNA from Schistosoma rodhaini, 6181 nucleotides. The record is from the annotation of a GenBank genome assembly. Lineage: Eukaryota; Metazoa; Platyhelminthes; Trematoda; Strigeidida; Schistosomatidae.
UAUCAUUACAGUUUCUAAAUUUUACCUUAAGCGCGUGUUUUUAAUCCGUUCGUUACAGAGAUGGAUGAGCUCAGUUGGGGCGUCGAACUUUGGGAUCAAGUAGAGAACCUUUUUAAACAUGAAAUUGAUCAGGUCGGGCUAACUGAGUCGUACUUCAAACUUUUCUCCGAUGUUCAAAAGUUACAGCAUGAAUUUGGAAAGAAACUAAGGAAAACGGUUUCUGUAUAUUUACCAAGGAAAAAACCCGAUGUUGACGAAUUAUCUUCCGUUCUGACAUAUUCAAGUAUCGUUCCACAGAUUCUUGAAAUCGGCGUAACACAUGAGGCUAGUUCCAAAAAACUUAAUGAAUCUGUUGUCAAUCCAUUGAAAACUCAAGUUGAAAAUGAGAAGAGAUCCUUGGAAAAACAGCGUUCUCAUUGGUCAAAGCUAAACGCGACCAUAGAACAGUCGCGUAAACAAUUGGAAUUAAGCUGGCAAAAGUAUGUAACCAAUUUCAAAGAAAAACAGAAAGCAUAUGAGGUCUCGGAAAGGGCUCAAAACGAUAUACAACUAGCGCGAGUCGAUCAACAGAAGUUUGAAGCUCUUUAUCAAAGUAAAGUUCAGUCUUUUGAUCAAGCUAGUAGGAAUUAUGUCGAUGAAUUAGCUAAAUACAAUAUAGCCAGUCGACGUCACUACAGCACCGAUAUAGUGACUUUUGUAGAUGAUAUGGAAAGUUCAAGUCGUAUGCGAAAUAAUCGUACUCGUGAACUUUUACUGAUGGUCACCCGUAUCAAUGAGGAAACAAUCUCCAAACUUGCUAGCUGCAACAAGUUAAUUUCUGAGGCGGUUUCUGCUCUUGAUUCCUCUUACGACUCAGCUAAGGUAAUAAAGAGGUUGCAUACAGAUGAACAACCUCCAGCUGAUUUACCAUUCCUUGAUUUGGAUAAAUGUCCUCCAGGUAUUUUGGAUGGUUCUGUCUCGGAACUGGGAGCUCUAAUACUUGGUGUUGAGUCGGCAGAAUGCACAAAUCAGUUAAAUAACUCAGGAAGUGCUAUUUCAGGAAGCGGUAUGAUGAGUGGACUCAUUCGGUCCACUCAUAAGAAUUCAAAAGAUGAAUAUCUUAGUUUACGCUCACCGUUUAUUUGCGGCAUUAGUAUAAAAAGUAUAAAAAAUACAGAUUUAACUAUCAGACAAGUUGCUGACCGGAUAAAAGUACUAAGGGAACUGGUUAUGAAGACUGAUAAUGAACUACGAAGUACCGAUCGUAUGAUUGAAUCCUGUCGGACAAAUCCUAAAUUCGGAGAUAUGGAAUGUUUAGUUCGAGCAGGUGCUACCUACAGCAGACGUUUAAAUUCUUUAAAGCAACACAUUAAAGAGCUUGAGGUAAAAUGCUUUCUGUAGAUGUGAAUAAGUUUUCUUUGUUAUAGAAAUAAUAUCAAAUAUUAGUUAUGACAAAUAUGCUAACCUGCAUUACUUUGCCUGCAAAUACAUGUAUGAAAAUACGUAGAACUGUAAAUGUGAAUAAUUAAGCAGAAGAAAAUUGUCAUACCUUGAAUAGAAGUUCACUCGAUCCUUAAUUAAUGAAAAAAAACAAAGCCGACUUAUUAAAGUUGUUAUUCAACACUUUUGCUCUCCAAUUCUCUUGGAAAUCAGUGUAUAUAUCAAUAUAUAAUAUUUAUCGGUAAAUAUUUGUUUGGAUUAUGGUUAAGCAAAUAUUAACCCACUAUUCGUCAUGACAAUUAAUUGAGUUUAUAUUUUGUUUAACUAAUACUAAUGUUACAAUCAAGUUUCAUUGUAGCGUAAGCCAUAAAAUUACACUUGGCACAGAUAAUGAGAAAUCAACUAGCAAACUAAGAGUUACUUUUUAUUUUUAAAACAUAAAAAUCUUGGUUAGUUAAAAUUGUAUGUUUCAUGCUUUGAACUGAUAUAUCAUACGAGAACAGUAAGACUAUUAAUAGAUGUAAACCGAUAGAUAAAUUGAUAAACCAGCUAAAAAAUUAUUAGUAUUUAGGCAAUUACUUGAUUUGCUCAUUUUGUUCGAAACCGUGACAGAAAAAUAUAAACAAAUAUAUUUCAACGGUAUAUCUAUCAAGUGAUCAGUUAUAAAUGACGUACGAUAUGGCACACAUGUGUAUCGGCACAAGGUGUCACAUCAGAAAGUGGUGACAAAAGAUCAUAAAAAUCCAAAUAAUAAUAAUAAGAUCCAUGAAAGUGAAAUAAGAACGCAUAUAGAGCAUUUCAUGUAUUUGAAAAUAGUGAGUUAAUUUGGGAACAAAAUUCAAUUAUAAACUAACAUUUAAACUUAAGAUCUGGAAAAAGAUAAAGAAUAAAUAUGAACUACUGUGAUUAACCUAAAGCUAUAUCUUCACCUGACGCGUCUAACCAUAGAUUACGAAAUACUUAUCUUGACUAUAAAGUCUGCAUCUUCAAGUAACUGAAAAACGUUGACGAAUACCACCUGAUACUGAGUAUUCAAGGGGUUCUUUAAUCGUUUAGACCAGUUUCUUAAAGCAUUCAAAUAUUUCAAUUGGAUUUAUUUCAUCCAAAUAAUUAUAAAUCCUAAGCAUACUUACGCGCUUUUAUAAAAAGAAGCCUACAACCUAUCACGAUGCUCACUAAAAGACUUAAAUGUAGACACCAUAUUUACUGGAAUAUUCUUCUCUUCGUUCCUCUUCUGAGGAAACUACCAGUCAAUUACACUAGAAUGCAUAAAUUUGAUAUGUGAUGCAUGAAAAUGGAUAGUUGUCUUAGCUGAACCGGUAGAAAGCUUUCUCCAUUAAACAUGAAUGACAGACACUGACUAUUUAAAAAUAAAAUGUUUUUGAAUAAUUACAGUUUGCAUGUUUGUUAAAGGGGAAUUUUUUUCUAAAUACUGGUUAAUUGACGCUGACUUUCUUACUGUUAUAAAAUUUAUAAUAUUGGAUGUACUGAACGCUGAUUUCAACCUUGUUAUUGUUGGUGACAGGGAGAAUCAAGUCACCUGAAUAUCUCUUAAACGUUUACAUGUGGGUAGUUGCAUGACUAAAUGGAUUAAAUCUUCAACUUUGAAGCCAAGCGAGUUUUUUCAGUUUUAGUGGUCUUGAGUGCUGUUAGAGGUAUGAGGGUAGUUAUCACUUCCCGGUUGCCCAAACUAUGGAAGUGUUCUAGAGGUACCUGAAAAGGAAAUGGGAUUAUAAUUGGCCUUAGUGACCUGAGAGCGUGAUCGCAGUGCCCAAGCGACAACUGCUUGAGGCCGGUCACACACAAUAUUUCUGCGGGUAAUUUUUUGUGUUAGCUUUGUACUCGUUGAAAUCUUAACACUGGAGGUAGAAAUCUGUAAGAUUAAGCUAUUUAUUGAUUUAUCAGUUCACAUCUUUAACACUUUAGUUAAGAAUUAUAUCAUACGAAAAUACUACUACUAAUUACUUGUUUCUUUAUACCUUUUAAUCUGAAUUACAAAUGUUGAGUUCUUUAAGUUUCUACCAUUAAUUAUUAUGAAACUAUCAUUAAUUUCCUCUUUACAAAAAUAAUCUAAUGAUUUUUAGGUGAAAUUCAACAAUCUAGGUGGUGAUCUAGCCUAUACAAAAGCUGAAUCAAUAGCUGAAAGGCUUAGUUCACGUGCUGUAAUCAAUAAUAACACAAAUACUUCUAAGAUUCGAUCUGUAAAUACUAAAUCGUAAGUUGGUCAAUCUAUUCAUUUAUUUCUUUUGUUCAUUUGUAUUUAACCAUUCUAGUUGUAAUUAUUUCAUACUAUAAUCUUCUAUUAAUCUUUUAUCAACUAGUUAACUUCUCUAGAAUAUGAUAAAUCCUGUUUGAUUGCUUAUUUUAAGGUGGUACUUUAAUCAGUUUAUUUCAUUUUCCAAUCUACACACUAACUGAGAGGUUUCAAGGUCAACACUUAUUUUUUAAUUUUAGUUUAGUUCCUUUUUUAAAAAAUAAGUAAAUAAAUUCUUAUUAAAGUACACAAAUAGUCUUGAACUUAUUAAGUAGGAAUUUAAAGAAAAAGAAUAGUUCUGUCUGUUUGUUGAACUUGUUGUUUGUUGGUAACAACUGAACAUAAAAUAUAAUGGAUACAAUUUAUUGUUAUAUUUAGUAACUGCAAUAGUGUAACAUGGUAAUUAAGUAAGAAAAAGUCACUCUGAAGUUUAAUACCUCAAGAAUGAAUUAGUUGUAUUCAACACACUGGUAUUGAUGUUUACCUAUCCAUAUAUAUAUCCAUAUAUAUCUACACCGCGUAACAUUAUAAUGAAAUAUAAUUACUUUACAAAGACAAGUGGGUAGGAAAAGUCUAAGUGGCAAUUUCUUUGUAAAUAUUAAAGCAAAAUCUUGAUAUAAUUGGUUUUCAUUAAAACGUGUACUGAUAGUUUGCUGAGUUACUUCGAUCCAUUGUUGUCGGUUGCCGUUGCACGAUUUUUAAUUCUCAUAACAUAUUUUUUUCGUUAUCUAACAAGCCUUUGCAUAUUGAGAUUAAGCAUCCACAUACUAGCAACUAAGUAGCUAUCAUCAAAUUGACCGUGUUAGUACAUUAUUAACAAUGUCAACAAAUCAAUAAGCUUUUUUUUAGGUUGUAUAUUGUUAUCUAUGUGAAAAUAUUGAUCCUACUUCUAUUGACUUCAUUUCCUGUUCACUUUUAAAUGUAUUAUUUUGUCUGAAUUCACAGCCUUGAUGAUGAUGAUGAUGAAAGUGAUAAUUCAUUUGAUUCGGAUCCUGACGAUGCUACGAAUAACAGUAAAGAUAAUAGUACUGUAAACAGCAGUUCGGAUCUACAUGCAGGGACUCGAUAUGUCGGCUAUGCUUCUGCUCUGUACGAAUAUGAAGGUGAUGGAACUACAUAUUUAGCAACAAAGCCUGGAGAACUGUAUUAUGUUUUAAAAGUAGAUUCAACUAAUUCUGGAUGGACAGCUGUAGUAUCUGAAGAUGGAACACGUCAAGGUUUUGUUCCAACUGGUUAUAUCAAUUUAACCCUAUAUUGAAUUAUCACCUUUAAUCAAUUAAGUUUUUUCAUUUCCAUCUUCCCCUAAUUUUACUGUUAAUAUGAAUGCUACAGCUCUUCUAGUUGAAUGAAUUAGUAUUUUCCUCUUUUCAUUAAUAUUGAAAAUAAUAUAUUGAUUUGUACAUUCACUCCACUGACUUAAUUCUUAACACUAUAAUCUUUAUUAUUUUCAAUUAUUAUCACUACUAUCAUGUAUGUCUACUCUUAUUCUCUGAUAGUUGACUUAAAGUCUACAAAAUUAGUUUAAUGAUUUGAAAUUUUCAUCUCUGUACACCAGUUACUUUUCAUAUAUAUUACAAUAAAUGUUAAAUGUACAAUACAUUAAUCAUUUAUAACACCUUGAACAUUUAACACACUAGUGCCUUUACUCAAGAUUCACUGCAACUGAUUGAUUGAUGAUAUGAUUGUAUUAUCUCAUUGUUUUUCUUUUUAAUAAUGUUUACAUUUAAAUAAAUGAGAUUCUAAAAAGGAAACCACCUUAUCGAGAACCUUCACUUUGGUUUUAUUUUACGAUGUCAUUCAAUAAAAGUCAACUCGUGUUAUUCAUUGAUUAAUCAUCUAGUCUUUAAUAUUUCCAAUAUAAUUUAUGUUCUAUUAUAAACUAAAUAUUACUGCUUAUUCAAUUUGUUCAUUCCUAUUAUUGCGUAAUCACUAAGUUUGUAUUCAUUUUUUUUCACUUAUGAAACAUGUUUAUGAUGAUGUUUCGAAAGAUUUGGUUCGCUUAAUAUGUAUUCCGUUUUCUAUUAUUUCCUUUUAUUCAAUAAAGAUAUACCCUAAUGCUUGUACAACAUACAUUUAUGAACAAUAAAAUGAUUUUAAGAACAGUUACGACACUCAACAAUUUAUUUGCUUCAUUGUCUAACGGCUGAACUUAUUUUCAAUGCAUCAUAUUUGCUAACCUCUGUUUGAUUUCCUUCUUUUUCUCAUUUUUUCGUCUGCUUUUUUCCUAACUAAUUUUAGCUGACGUAAUUUGGUAAAUUGUGUGGUUGUAUAUUUUAUGCAUUAAUUUUUCUACAUAUAGAGAGGAUAAUAUGUAUAUUGGUGUUUUAGUUAUGAUUGCUACUAACGCAUUUCUCGUUUGUUGAUUGAUAAGUCUCAUCGUAGCUUUCAAUUCAAAUUGUAGUGAUUUAAUGAAACAAAUGUGUUUACUCUAAGCUAGAUAUUUGAAUUACUCUUAGUACGAGAUUUAUACAAAUGGUUUUACCACGUUUUCUGUUCAUAUGACAGCUG